Carya illinoinensis is the source of this 2146-nucleotide messenger RNA. Its product is annotated as troponin T, skeletal muscle-like. Gene Ontology annotation, biological process: phospholipid transport. NCBI's taxonomy places the organism in Eukaryota, Viridiplantae, Streptophyta, Magnoliopsida, Fagales, Juglandaceae. The transcript is spliced from 2 exons. Bases 1699 to 1950 code for a protein of 83 amino acids. The record is from RefSeq and is a predicted model, not a curated record.
AUUCGACCACCGACUACGAUAAGCUUUCGUUCUUUUCUCUCAUCCUUCCAUUUCGUUUUUCACUUUCUCUCUAUUUGUCUCAUCAAACUCUGUUAUUGCUACUGAUUUCGUGCACCACCAUUGUCCUCCCUGUUCACCAAGUCACCUGCGGUAAGUUAUCUUCUUUCUCUAAUUUUAUUCAGUUUGUCCCUCAAAAUAGCAGUCACUGCUUUGCUUUUGUGAAGUAUUUUGCAUUAUUGAGUUACAAAUUUUUGGAGUUUAGGGGUGGAAAUGAGAGGAUUAGCUAAGUGAUUGAGGUACACGAAAGCUAAAAUAGGAAAAGCUUAAAUCUUGUGAGUUUAUGUAUCUCUUUCACAUCAUGAGUGGUUCCGUUCAACACCACCGUAACCUCCGUAAGAGUUAGAUUUGGGGAUUAUUUUUUAGUUAGGUUUGAUCGCUUGAUUGUGGGUAUUUUGUAUGCCUCACUUUUGUUUUUAUGGUUUUAGUUCUGAUCUUUGAUAAGCUUUUUAAAGCCCCAAUGAGCUGGAAACAUACUUCUUUUGUUGAAAAUAACUGUUCUUUCUGCUCUUGUUGGCUGGGCUGCUCCAAAUCUUGUAAGAGUCACACUUUUCUUCUAAAAAUAACUAGUCCUUGUAUAUUAAUUUCUUUAUGCUUGAAGAAGCAGUUCCAAUCUCUGAUAAGUGUUUUUUUUAUACUUGUAAAAUUAAUUGUUUUGUGUCUUGUGCUGAAUGUCAAACAAUAUUAGAUAAUUAGUUAGUUUCACAUAUGUCAUGUUUGCUUGGAAAUUGUAUAUUUUGGAAGAUAAUGAAAGAAUAUCAGGCAUAUGGCACUUAAAAAGAAAAAAAAAGAAAAAAAAAAAAGAAAAGAAAAGAAAGAAAGAAUAUCAGACAUAUGGUAGUGGCCUAAAGAUAGAAAACUUCUCUGUUGUUGUGCAAAUAAUAUAUUUUGCCAGUUCGGCUAGAAAUGGCUAAUAUUGAUUUUUCUUGAGUUUGCGAGUUUUCAUAGAAUAUCUUCCUAUUGGACAUGUCUUGUUCACAAUUAAUAAGGAUCAUUCAAAACAGUAGACCACUGCUCAUAGGGUACAUGUAUUUUAUCGCAUCAGGUUUGUCUUUCUAAACCUUGUAAAAAAUACUAAAGGAAAUAGGUGUGUAAAAUUGGCUGAAACCUUGGCGAGCAUCAUCAACACCUCUUCAUGCUCAAGGUUGUGAUUGGCAAUUAUGCAAUAAUACUAGCAUAAUCAACAAGCUGACCGAAAUGGUGUUGUUGAUAAACAGACCAACAAUUCUGCAGUUGUUACUGAAAACAUAAGGUGGCAUUAGGUUACUUUUCUCCAUGACUCCUUUAGGCCAAUAAUGUUCUGAUAGUAAGCAACCAUAGCACUUGAUGUUAGAUAGUGCAACCUCAAAGAUCGUUUUCACAACAAUCAGUGUUGAUAUAUCAGCCAAUAAACUGGUGAAGUUUUCACACCAAAUGUUUGUAUUUGUCUAAAGGUAAAAAUUUUCUAUGGGGGAUGGUCUGAAGUCGGAUUGUCAUGCCCGUUUCGUUGGAAGAGGUAAAACAUCACAAACGAUGUUAACAUUUCAGUCACAAUGAUACCCAUCUCAUCUCUGACAACAUUGUGAUUUCUUUCUGUUUAAAGUUUUAACCUUUUCAAAAACAAAUUUGUUUGACUUUAUAUUGCAGUAUGGGAUAGCAUAGAUGUACAUGGUCAUGAAGAUGCAGCAAAAGAACACGACUAGUACUGAAGGGAUUGAAGUAUUGGAGAGCAGAACCUUUGAAGAUAAUGUGUAUGGAAUGGGUCAAUACACUUCUAAAGUUUAUCAUCUGCAAAGGACAAAUCAAAACAAGAAUGAAGAGGAAGAGAAAGAUGAAGAAGAGGAGAAUGCUGAAGAUGAGGAAGAUCAAGAGGAAGAUGAAGAAGAGGAAGAGAACAAUGAGGACAAUGAUUGAGGGUCAGGAUUACAAAUUAGACUAUAAUUGAGACUAUAUUUAUGAUAUUUGUCAUAUAUCGACGUUUGCUCUGUUUAAUGGUAUUUGUAACUUUUCUUAAUUAAGACUAAAUUUAUGGUUAUGUCAUAUAUCAACGUUUGUUCUGUUUUGUUAAGUUGGAAUUAGGACAGAUUAUAAAAGGAUAAGUGUUGGAUUA